This is a messenger RNA of Apodemus sylvaticus (European woodmouse), 1026 nucleotides long. RefSeq names its product transmembrane protein 216 (gene Tmem216). Gene Ontology annotation, biological process: non-motile cilium assembly. The transcript has 5 exons. The record is from RefSeq and is a predicted model, not a curated record. The coding region runs from base 231 to 494 and encodes 87 amino acids. Gene Ontology annotation, cellular component: ciliary transition zone. NCBI's taxonomy places the organism in Eukaryota, Metazoa, Chordata, Mammalia, Rodentia, Muridae.
AGCGCCGCUUUGCUCCGGGCGCCACAGUGUACCCAGUUUCCAUGGGGACUGAACAUGGCGCUGCGAGGUGAGACUCUGGAGAUAAAAGAUUAUCCUCAACCCCUCUGGAAGUCCUGUUCUUUCUGAAUGGCUGGUACUAUGCUACCUAUUUCCUGCUGGAGCUCCUUAUUUUCCUGUACAAAGGUCUCCUGCUGCCAUACCCAAAGGCCAACCUAGUCCUGGAUGUGGUGAUGCUGCUGCUUUAUCUGGGCAUUGAAGUAAUACGGUUGUUUUUUGGUACAAAGGGAAACCUUUGUCAGCGAAAGAUGCCCCUGGGCAUUAGUGUGGCCUUGACCUUCCCAUCUGCCAUGAUGGCUUCCUAUUACCUGCUGCUGCAGACCUAUGUGCUCCGCCUAGAAGCUAUCAUGAACAGUAUCUUGCUCUUCUUUUGUGGCUCAGAGCUGCUGCUUGAGAUACUCACGCUGGCCACCUUCUCCAGUAUGGACAGGAUCUGAAGUACAAGAAUUCUGGCUGGUAGUCCAUCAGGGUGACAACACAUAUCCAUCUGACCUGGGAAAGGUUUGUGUGGUUUUUCCUCAGCACAGACAUUUGGACAUUGAGCACAUACCUGAGGCCAGUGGCACCACCUUUAAAGCAGGAUCAUCAGCAGGAGACUCUUUCCUUUUGUUUUAGGGAGGGGCAAGGCUGUCUCCAUCUUGGUGUUUCUAACAACUUCCUAAUGACCUCAAGUUCUCUCUCUUUCGUGGUCAUGUGGCCAGAGCUCCUUGUGUGGACCGUCUAGUUUUGUUGGGCUUCCAGCAGCACCUGAGCCACAGCACCCUGUACACAUACCACAUCCGUCCUCAUGACCAGGGAAAGCCUCAUAAUGGUGGGCUCCUGGGCUGAUUCCCAUGUGUGUUCUUCACGACCCCCCCAAUCCUGCUCCGAGAGGGGGUGAUCCAGACCCAUUUAGUAGUUCAUAGUAGUAUUUUUCUAUUCUGAUCAUGAAGCAAACACAAAUUUUUUAAUAAAAAGUAUUUUCUAGUA